Messenger RNA from Megalobrama amblycephala (Wuchang bream), 1575 nucleotides. RefSeq names its product huluwa (gene hwa). The record is from RefSeq and is a predicted model, not a curated record. The coding region runs from base 200 to 1084 and encodes 294 amino acids. The transcript has 3 exons. NCBI's taxonomy places the organism in Eukaryota, Metazoa, Chordata, Actinopteri, Cypriniformes, Xenocyprididae.
GGUGAAAAGCCAGAAAGCUCUUGACGCUCCUGCACUCUGGCGGAAUUAAUUGAUGUCAAUGGGGCGCACCUGCGGUUGAACUGUCGAAUAUCAGUUUUAGUCAUUUUAUAGUUAUUAUUUUACAUAAAAACAUUUAAUGAUCACAGAUAAAAUUGAGUAAACAUCAAAAUCAUAUUAUUUUAUCCUGAUUUGUGAUGAAAUGUCGCAGCUGGGAUCGGCUGUGCCCUCAUCAAACUUACCCGAGGGCCUCCCGGUGUCCAGUUUAGCCCUGCUGAUCCUGGUGCUCAUUCCCUGCGUCCUUCUGCUCCUGCUGCUCAACUGCCUGUUCGUAGGAUACAAGCUGUUCCGCAUGACCCGGAGGAAGAGAGACCGAUGCGGGUCGGAAACCUCGCUCAUGCACUCAUCAUAUUCCACCCGCCAGAGAAUCACCCGCUUCUCUGAUGAGCCUCUGUUCGCUCCAAACAGAAAGACCAACUAUGUUUCGGUCUCGGAACCGAUGCUGGCGCCACCCAUCACCUCAUCCCUGACCUCCUCAGCGGAGAGAAGGGCCACCGGGCAGCGCGCCAGGUUUCUACGCCCGGACGGGGCCACUUACGCCGGGUCCGAAUCACUGCGCGUGCCGAACUGGAGGACGAGCGCCCCGGUUCUGGUGCAGUCCAGUGAUUCGGACACGGAGCGAGUCAACACGGUGCCACCGAACUCACCAGCACUUCAUCUGACUCCAAAUGGGUUCUCAAUGCCGAUGACUUCCAUGCGUAGAAGCAGCACUAUGGACCUGGAGGGCGCUUCUCUGGACAAGAUCCAUGUGGAGUGUGAGUCCACCAGCAUCAUCCCGCCGGAGAACUCCUGUUUUGUGGCAUCAUCAAGCCCCUCGGCUAGGGGCUCUGGACUGGACAGUGACUUUGGAGCCAGUGCAGGUGUAUCUCUGCGUAUCCUUUCUAUGGACAGUGAUGGCUUCCCGGGCUCAGCCUGGGCGUCUGCUCUAGAAUGGGAUUACUACGACCCAAGUUACGUCACUCAGAACCACGUCCCGAAGCACAGACCCCAUGCACCCCCCAUCACUACCAAACAGUACUGGGUCUAGAGCCUGCGCUCCAUAGAGACGGAAGAACUCCAGCACAAGACUCAAUUCAGCCAUUCUCAUUCUAGAACUUCAGCUGAGCGGAGUCUAGAUUUACUCUGUCUGGGUUUAGUGCACAUAAUGUUCACUUGCUGUUUUAACUGCAACACAUCACAUCAAAGCACACACAACCAAAAAGAUGUUCACGAUCACAGCUUCUUUCUGCAGCAACUCCAAACAGGUUUGUUCAGUUCAUAAAAAUGCCUUUACAGAAUCACUUCACCAUUCUCACUUUCAAUCACAUUGACACAGUAUUUGUUUUACACCCAUUCGAUUUCUCACUGUUUUUGUCAUUUUUAUAUGUUUCCCCACAUGAUUCUCACAAUGGAGUUUGAGGAUUUCAGAAAAGGCUGUUUGAGUACUUCACCAUUUUGACACCAUACACACUCUUGUAUUUAAGAAAAAAAAGUAUUAGAUUAUGCCUGAAUUGAAUAAUAAAGUUUUAAAGUAUUUUA